ACUCUCUCUCUACACUUUUCCUCUUCUAUUACAACAACUGGGACGUUGAAAUCUAGAGAUUGCAAUGCUUUUUGUGCAAGCAUUUAUCCUGCUGGUUAUAGCAAGUCAAAAGAACCUGCUAGUAGAGUGCUCAAGGUAUCUUCCGCGCUUGCGGAAACAGCAGCGUCUAUUGCAGUUGCUGCUACAGUUGUGGGGGCCGCGGCAACUAUUCUUGUAAGGAGAACUAAAGCUUCUGAAGUAAUUGAGGCCCCGCCGAUAAUCUGUGAAGACUGUGGUGGCUCUGGAAUUUGUGCAGAAUGCAGAGGGGAAGGAUUUGUGCUAAAAAAGAUGUCCGAUGAAAAUGCUGAGAGAUUAAGACUGAUGGCAAAGAAUGCAGCGACCAGAUAUACAGCAGGGCUUCCCAAGAAGUGGAGCUACUGUAUGAAAUGCAAUGCUGCCCGAUCCUGUAGUUCAUGUGGCGGCAGUGGGAAGUUGAACUAAUUGUUAAAUUGCCCUAUGAAACCAUAUCAAUUCAAUUGUGUUGCAGUUUCUUCGUCAUCAGAAAAGAUAUCGUGGCAAUACACUGGGAAGAAAAUUGAAGAAUAUGUACGCGGUAAUUCUAUGCAUAUCCUGAUUAUGUAUA
Molecule: messenger RNA, 622 nt
Organism: Lycium ferocissimum
Lineage: Eukaryota; Viridiplantae; Streptophyta; Magnoliopsida; Solanales; Solanaceae
Exons: 5
Source: RefSeq, a predicted model, not a curated record